Molecule: messenger RNA, 2378 nt
Organism: Conger conger (European conger)
Lineage: Eukaryota; Metazoa; Chordata; Actinopteri; Anguilliformes; Congridae
Product: 5'-3' exonuclease PLD4
Exons: 10
Coding region: 80-1732 (550 amino acids)
Molecular function (GO): catalytic activity
Source: RefSeq, a predicted model, not a curated record
CUUUAAUGCGAGGAUUAUACCUACAAUGUUGUUUGUAAAAUGUUUUUUUUUUCGGUAUUUUAUGGCUUAGUUCCGUUUUAUGACAUUUCUACUUUCGUGCGUGGAAUGUUUUGGUUUGGGGUUGCUGGUUAACAAACUUGUAGGCUACUGCGCACACGUGCUGUUUCUCGGUUUCAUUGCAACUGAUAGUUUCAUUAUUGAAGCUUUUAAGGUACUUUGUCGAUUUAUUUUAAAGGAUAGGUACAAAAAAACAAGAAUGUCCUCACCAUAUAAGGAUUUACAUGACAAUUACGUUCCUAAUCGAUGGAGCUCCAGUAGGCGUGGAACUUUAGCCAUUAUUGUCUUGUUGAUGAUAAUAGGUAGUAUUCCUCUUAUGGAGCAAUGGAGAGGAUCUAAAGUAAGUCUACGACUUGGAGACCACGAUGAAGCCAAGGUGGAGGGGAAUACAUUGAAUGUUCCUGUGUCUGAUGAGCAAAGCAGGUUGGUUCUUACUGAGAGUAUACCGCUUUAUAUGACAUAUGAUGCUAAUGCCACCUUUGGAACUCCCCUGUAUGAGGCAUGGAAAGACCUCCUGGUCAUGGCGACAGAGAGGGUCGAUGUAGCCUCUUUCUACUGGUCCCUUACUGGCAAUGAUAUCAUGGUCAACUCUUCCACUGACUUACCUGGAAGGGAUAUACUGGAGCUGUUUGGGGACCUGACACUGAGGAAUGUGUCCAUACGUGUGGCCAACAGCAUUCCCUCUGUGGCGCUGAACUCUACAGAUCUGCAGAUUCUCAGGCGUAAAGGAGUCCAUGUCAAGAAGGUGAAUUUUGGGCUUUUAACAAAAGGUAUACUUCACACCAAACUAUGGAUCAUAGACAUGAAACAUAUUUACAUUGGAAGUGCGAACAUGGACUGGAGAUCAUUAACACAGGUGAAAGAACUUGGAGUGGUCAUAUACAACUGCUCCCAAUUGGCUGAGGACCUCCAAAAGAUCUUCCGGUCAUACUGGGUGCUUGGCCAUCACAAUGCCUCCAUCCCAGACCCCUGGCCCUCUGAUUUUGACACCACCAUCAACAAAGAUUACCCCCUGCUGGUGAAUAUGAGUGGUGUCCCCAGCAGGGUCUACAUUACUGGCUCUCCUCCCUCUUUCUGCCCUGCUGGUAGAACUAGGGAUUUGGAUGCCAUUCUUUCUAUAAUCGAGGGGGCAGAGCAUUUCAUUGAUGUGGCUGUCAUGGAGUACUUCCCCACAUCUCGUUUCACUCACCCCCGAAGCUACUGGCCCACCAUCGAAAAUGCACUGAAGCGGUCAGCUUUUAACCGUCAUGUUACAGUCCGCCUCCUGAUCAGCUGUGGAAGAGAUACAGAUCCGGAGAUGUUGCCCUUCCUGCAGUCCCUCAAUGCCCUGCACCUGCCCACUGAGAACAUUGGCAUUGAAGUGAAACUCUUCAUAGUGCCAGUGGGGAACCAAUCAGAUAUCCCCUACUCCAGAGUCAAUCACAAUAAAUAUAUGGUGACAGAUAAAGUGGCAUAUAUUGGAACAUCUAACUGGUCAGCCGACUACUUCACCACAACAGCAGGGGUGGCGAUUGUGGUCUCCCAGGAUGCACCUCACCCAAGCUUGGUGGAACAGAUGCUGCAGGUGCAGCUGAGAGGAGCAUUUGACCGGGACUGGCACUCUCACUUCACUGUCGCUCUGUCUGACCUGGGCCAGAAUCCUGACUGUGCAUUCUCUGAAGCAUUUGGAGACUGAACUAUGACAACAGAUCUCUCUCAUCAGAGCCCCAAGAGAUCAUUGAAAGAAAGGUUUUCACUUGAACCAAAGGAAUCAUGUAAGGUUGAGCUCAGAUAGGAGUUCUAUUGUGCAGGGUAUCAAUUGAUUAUCUUUAUUGUCAGCAAAAUAUUAUAUGACUUUGUACAUAACAAACCACAAAGAGGGUGUAUGUUCUUUUUCAAAUCACUGUAAUGUGGCAUGUACAAAGGUGAUACAACUACAUAAGCUACAGUUCAAUAAGGAUCUGCUGAUGGGUGAUAAUUAAUUGCAAAAUUGUUCAUCAAGAAAGACAAGUCUACAUUUGAAUAAAUUAAAUACUCCGUCCAUUCCAUUGAGUAAAGCAAACGUUGUACUCCCAUAUCCUAUUCACCCAUCCCAGCUCACUCGCUUUUCACUUUUGUUUUGUCAAACAAAAUGUAGUUAACAGAAUAUCACAAUGUUACAUAACAUGUUUUUCAAACUGUUUUUCAUUGGGUUCGAAUGAAGCAUCACAAUGCUCUUUACCUCUGCAACAUCUUCUGUGUUUAUUAAUAUUUUUAUUGCAUUUUAUUUACUUGCAAUACCAAAUUGUUGUUUGCAUACAGUAUUAUCUGUUUUUAAAGUAUCAAUGUUUUUUUGUGAUGAA